AUGAAGGAAAUCAGCGCUCUCAUAGGACCACCGCGGUGGUACCACUUGAUCGUCUGGUUGUUGACCUUCGUUCGCGCAUUUCCGUCCUCCUGGACACAAUUCACAGCGUUGUUCGUCGCCGCGGACGUCGAACACUGGUGCUCGAGGCCACCUGACUCGGCCUUCGCCAACUGGACGGAGCAGCGGUGGAAAGCCGAAGCCAUUCCCGUCAUCAACAACUCUCGGCUGGCGACCGGCCCCAAUUACGAUUCCUGCCGGAUGUACCCAGCGGAAGCGCUAAUGUACAACGCUUCUGCAGUGCUUGUCGACCAGUCGAGGACAGUGUCGUGCGACGCGUGGUCGUACAACGAAUCGACACCAGGGUCGUCGGCAGUGCCAGAGUGGGACCUUGUGUGCCAGCACGAAUGGCAGCGCUCAAUGAUGACAAGCGUCGUUUUUUUGGGAUCCCUCGUAGGGUCCCUCGUCAUGGGGCACAUGUCCGACAGAUUCGGGCGUCGAACCGUAUUCUUUUUCUCCGUGUUCGGAGCUGCCCUCUUCGGGUCUCUGGGCGCGGUGUCCCCGUCUGUGAAAUGGUACAACGCCCUCUGCUUCUUCGCCUCCAUCAACAUCGCCGGCAUCCAGACAAGCUCGGCCGCCUUACUGGCCGAGAUCUUGGAGCCUCGCUUCCGAACGUUCCUGAACAUCGGCUACACGGCUGGAUACGCCAUACCCACCAUGCUGCUGCCCGGUGUGGCCUAUCUACUGUCAGAUUGGAAACUUCUUCAGCUUGUCUCUGGUCUCGUCGCUUUGGCCUGCGUACCAUUCAUGCUCGUCAUCCAGGAGUCUCCACGCUGGCUUAUUACGAUUGGCAGGGAGGAGCAAGCCGAACGCGCCAUCUCUAAAAUACUGAAGAUGAACCGCCGGAAGGUUCCAAACUUGAAGUCGACGUUGCGCGUCAUUGCGGAGAGAAUUCGGGCAUCUUCGACCAGUGCCAUCGGCCCCAUAGAGAUUCUGAGGCACAGAUCGAUUAGGAGGAACACCUUUCUUCUGUUUGUCGUUUGUGGGCGUAACUAUGCUGCUGCUGAUGAUGCUGAAAUGCAACCAUCGUUGCCGGGACUCGAUUCCGAGGGCUUGGGCUUAGCAGCCGAACACCAUAGCCACUGA
Messenger RNA from Dermacentor albipictus, 1143 nucleotides. The record is from RefSeq and is a predicted model, not a curated record. NCBI's taxonomy places the organism in Eukaryota, Metazoa, Arthropoda, Arachnida, Ixodida, Ixodidae.